AUGAGAAGGACGGCAAUUCGGGAGCUGAAUGUAGUGUUUGACUUCAGACCGAAGCUCGUCUGGACAGUUUGGAUCGCAUUCGCAACUCCGGUGUGCCUUUCGCAGCGACUCGCCACUCUUACACUCGAACGAGGCAGCGCGGAGCAGCAAGAGCGGCCGCGCAUCUCGCUCGCAUUUUGUGAUUGCGCCAAACGAAGCCCUGUCGUAAUUGAGCGCGACGAGGCGGCGACGCGCUGCUGCACCGACCCGGGAGGUUGCAAAGUGGAUGUCCUGAGACAGUGUAGAUCGAGGUCAGAUCUACGGCUCCAGACCUGUCGCCUGAAAAUAGGAGAAUUUCGGGAGUGCGAGUAUGGACGGCUGGCACUGUGA
This is a messenger RNA of Pseudozyma hubeiensis SY62, 369 nucleotides long. RefSeq names its product phosphoesterase involved in downregulation of the unfolded protein response. The coding region runs from base 1 to 369 and encodes 122 amino acids. The transcript is spliced from 2 exons. The record is from RefSeq and is a predicted model, not a curated record. Lineage: Eukaryota; Fungi; Basidiomycota; Ustilaginomycetes; Ustilaginales; Ustilaginaceae.